AUGGCGGCCUCUGAGGCGGCGGCGGCGGCCGGGCCCGCGGCUCUAGCCUCGGGCGCCUCGGCCGGCCCAACGGCGGCAAGGGGAGCCACCGCAGCCUCGGGCCCAUGGGGACCCCCCGGGCGGCUGAGGGGCAGCCGGCCGCGACCCGCGAGGGCGAGGCAACAGUUCGCCGGUCCGGCGCCGCCGGCGCGGGAGCUCAUCCAGCCGUCGGUGAGCGAGCUGUCCCGGGCCGUGCGGACCAACAUCCUGUGCACGGUGCGCGGCUGCGGUAAGAUCCUGCCCAACAGCCCCGCACUCAACAUGCACCUGGUCAAGAGCCACCGCCUGCAGGAUGGCAUAGUGAAUCCCACAAUAAGAAAAGAUUUGAAAACUGUACCGAAAUUCUACUGUUGUCCAAUUGAAGGAUUCCCUAGAGGCCCUGACAGACCGUUUUCUCAAUUUUCUCUUGUAAAACAGCACUUUAUGAAAAUGCAUGCUGAAAAGAAGCAUAAAUGUAGUAAGUGCAGCAAUUCAUAUGGCACUGAAUGGGACUUGAAAAGACACGCAGAGGAUUGUGGCAAGACCUUCCAGUGCACGUGUGGUUGUCCCUAUGCCAGCAGAACUGCACUGCAGUCCCACAUCUACCGAACUGGCCACGAGAUCCCUGCAGAACACAGGGAUCCACCUAGUAAAAAAAGGAAAAUGGAAAACUGCCUGCACAACCAGAAACUGUCCAGUAAGACUGUUGAAUCACUGCGUAACCAACCAACCCCUAGGCCAGACACUCAAGAACUAGAAACCUCAGAAAUAAAGCUGGCGGCUUCUUUCGAAGACUCUUGCAGCUCUAAUGCCAGAAAGCAGACUCUGACAACACCUCCAAGGUAUCCUCAGAAGUUGCUUUUACCAAAGCCCAAAGUGGCCUUGGUAAAACUCCCCGUUAUGCAGUUUUCUCCUGUGCCUGUCUUUGUGCCUACGGCAGACUCCUCAGCCCAGCCUGUGGUGUUGGGUGUCGAUCAGCAGGGCGCUGCCCCCAGUGCUGUGCACUUACUGCCCUUGUCCAUAGGGACCCUGAUCCUCGGCCUGGAUUCAGAGGCCUGCUCUCUCAAGGAGAGCCUCCCUCUUUCAAAAAUUGUAAAUCCUGUUGCUGUUGAGCCAGUUAGCACAGGUGUUCAAGUGAACUUGGGUAAAAGUCCAUCGAACCCUUUACAAGAACUAGGGAGCCCCUGUCAAAAGAACAGCAUCUCUUCAAUCAAUGUACAGACAGAUCUGUCUUACAGCACACCCACUUCUCCGCAGUGGGCUAGCCCUGAUUCCUCUGUAUCGUCUUGUUCUCAAACUGAUUUGACAUUUGGCUCUCAAGUUUCCCUUCCCAUUAGUGUUCAUACGCAGACUUUUUUGCCCAGUUCUAAGGUGACCUCAUCUAUAGCUGCUCAGACUGAUGGGUUUAUAGAGGCCUGUUUUCAGCCGGGUGGGAUCUCCAGAGAAACUCAAACCAGUGGAAUGCAAAGCCCGGCAGAUGCUCGAGAACAGAUGGACCAAGCUGUAAUGUGUGGAGACAUUUUUGAGAGUGUCCAUUCAUCAUAUGGUGUUUCUGCAGACAAUAUUAUAAGCAGCAGCCUAGUAGCAGAGACUGUAACUCAUGGUUUGUUACCUCAGAACCACCCCAAAACUUUGAGUCAAGAUAUUGAGAAAUCUGCACCAAUUAUAAACUUUAGCACACAGAAUAGGUUGCUUCCUUCACAGAACAUGACAGAUAAUCAGACCCAAACCAUAGAUUUACUAAGCGACCUAGAAAACAUCCUGUCAAGUAAUCUGCCUGCCCAGACAUUGGACAAUCGUGGUCUUUUGUCUGACGCAAAUACUGGACCUGACACCCAGCUCCCAUCUGGCCCAGCCCAGAAUCCCGCAAUCGAUUUUGAUAUUGAAGAGUUCUUUUCAGCUUCAAAUAUCCAGACCCAAACUGAAGAGAGUGAGCUUAGCACCAUGACCACUGAGCCAGUCUUGGAGUCGCUGGACAUAGAGACCCAAACUGACUUCUUGCUGGCAGACACCUCUGCCCAGUCCUACACUUGUCGGGGAAACUCCAACUUCUUAGGCCUUGAAAUGUUUGACACGCAGACACAGACGGACUUGAACUUCUUUUUAGACAGUAGCCCUCAUCUGCCUCUGGGAAGUAUUCUGAAACACUCCAGCUUCUCCAUGAGUACCGAUUCGUCUGACACAGAGACCCAGACUGAAGGAAUCUCUGCUGCUAAAAUCAUCCCUGCUCUGGAAAGCAAAGUGCAGUUGAACAACGCAGAAACACAAACCAUGAAUUCUGGCUUUGAGACUUUGGGGAGCUUAUUCUUCACCAGCAAUGAAACGCAGACAGCAAUGGAUGACUUUCUUCUGGCUGAUUUGGCCUGGAACACGAUGGAAUCUCAGUUCAGCUCUGUAGAAACCCAGACGUGUGCAGAACUGCACCCGGUCUCCAACUUCUAAGGGUGGAGUCCGCGUGGGGACUGGCAUUUGCACCUCCCCUCUGGCUUUAGAGAGGGAGAAGGGGGACAGCAGUAUUAACUCUACUGAAUGUAGUUGAUGAUCCAGUUACUUCGAUUCUUUGAGGUUCUUUGCCUUUUGUACUUGUAAACAUGAAAUUUGUGUAAAAACCUGUGAGUAUUAUAAAGUGUAAGAUGUUGAUCUCAAAA
Molecule: messenger RNA, 2666 nt
Organism: Sus scrofa (pig)
Lineage: Eukaryota; Metazoa; Chordata; Mammalia; Artiodactyla; Suidae
Product: ATM interactor
Biological process (GO): positive regulation of transcription by RNA polymerase II
Cellular component (GO): nucleus
Molecular function (GO): DNA-binding transcription factor activity, RNA polymerase II-specific; transcription cis-regulatory region binding
Source: RefSeq, a predicted model, not a curated record